CUCUCUGUUCUGUAUUUGUGUUCUUCAAGUAAGUAUCAAAGUUGUGAGAGCUUGCUUGAAGAAGCCCUCUCUGUUUCUCUCUUUAAAACAUAUAUAAUUGUAAAAACCAGAGGUUCGAGGAAGAAGAAGUUGAGAGCUAUGGCGGUGGGAAUGGGAGCUGCGAGUGAAGGAGGGCAAUACAGUGGGAAGAUGACUCCAUUUGUGGUGCUUUCUUGCAUGAUGGCUGCCAUGGGAGGUGUUCUUUUUGGCUAUGACAUUGGAAUUUCAGGUGGAGUGACAUCAAUGGAAGCAUUCUUGGUGAAAUUCUUCCCAGAAGUGGAUAGGAAGAUGAAGGAAGACAAAGAUAUAAGCAACUAUUGCAAAUUUGACAGCCAACUUCUAACAUCCUUCACAUCUUCCUUAUACUUAGCCGGCCUUGUGGCUUCCUUCUUUGCCUCUUCUGUCACCAAAUCUUUUGGCCGUAAGCCUUCCAUUAUCUUCUCCGGCCUCGUUUUCAUUGCCGGCUCCGCCCUCGGUGGCGCCGCUACGAACAUUUAUAUGCUCAUAUUUGGUCGUGUACUACUCGGAGUCGGAGUCGGUUUUGCAAAUCAGGCUGUGCCAUUAUACCUCUCUGAAAUGGCACCAUCAAAUUACAGAGGAGCAAUCAACAAUGGCUUCCAACUCAGCGUCGGAAUCGGCGCUCUAACGGCCAAUUUAAUCAAUUUUGGCACCCAUAAGAUCAAAGCCGGCUAUGGCUGGCGAAUCUCCCUAGCCAUGGCCGCUUUCCCUGCUUCAAUCUUGACCGUCGGUGCCCUUUUCCUCCCCGAAACCCCCAACAGUCUCCUUCAGCUUGGCAAGCCCCACCAACUGGUCGACGAAAUGCUCCAACGAAUCCGUGGCACUUCCGAUGUCCAAUCCGAGCUCGCCGACCUGAUCCAAGCCAGCGAAAUUGCGAAAUCCAUCGACAACCCAUUAAAGAACAUCAUGAGGAGAAAGUACAGGCCGCAAUUAGUGAUGGCAAUUGCCAUACCCUUCUUCCAACAGGUCACUGGAAUCAACGUAAUCGCCUUCUACGCGCCAGUUCUGUUCAGGACAAUUGGGUUGGGGGAAAGCGCUUCGUUGUUCUCCGCAAUCAUGACGGGCGCUGUGGGGUUAGUCACUACCUUCAUAUCCAUGCUGGUGGUGGACAAAUUGGGGCGGAGAGCUCUGUUCAUAGCAGGGGGUGUGCAAAUGUUUGUGUCACAAAUCAUUGUUGGUGCGUUGCUUGCGGCGCUGUUGGGCGACGAAGGGAGUGUGAGUAAAGGCUACAGCUUUGUGCUUUUGGUGCUGAUUUGUGUGUACGUGGCGGGAUUUGGGUGGUCUUGGGGGCCGUUGGGGUGGCUUGUGCCGAGCGAGAUAUUUCCAUUGGAGAUCAGGUCGGCGGGGCAGAGUAUCACAGUGGCAACCAACUUUGUGUUUACAUUCAUUAUUGCUCAGACUUUCUUGGCCAUGUUGUGCCACUUGAAAGCAGGGAUUUUCUUCUUCUUUGGAGGGUGGGUGGUGGUGAUGACUGUUUUUGUGUACUGUUUUCUGCCGGAGACUAAGAAUUUGCCGAUUGAGAAGGUGGAGCUGGUGUGGAGACAGCACUGGUUUUGGAAGAGAGUUGUCGGGGAAGAUGAAGAGGAGAGGAAAAUGGGGGGUUUUCACUCCUGAACUUAUUUUAUACCGUUGAAUUAUGGGAUAUAAAUGGAUUAAAAACACGUUUAAAUAUAAUACACAUUAUAAACUAAA
Molecule: messenger RNA, 1749 nt
Organism: Cucurbita pepo subsp. pepo (vegetable marrow)
Lineage: Eukaryota; Viridiplantae; Streptophyta; Magnoliopsida; Cucurbitales; Cucurbitaceae
Product: hexose carrier protein HEX6
Biological process (GO): monosaccharide transmembrane transport
Cellular component (GO): membrane
Molecular function (GO): monosaccharide transmembrane transporter activity
Source: RefSeq, a predicted model, not a curated record